AUGCCCACCGAUGCGGCGGCUUUACCUACUCCACCAGACAUACCACCGUGGAAGGACAGCCGUCCUUACUCGGUGGGGGGCAACAUGCAUUCCAACGGCCAUGUCACCAGACCAGGCUUUAAUCCGAAUGGCGCUCUGCCAGGACCACAACCCAGAUUUCCCAGUAUCAAGGACCUGCAGGAUCAGGCCGCCCUAUUGAAGGUGAACGAGAACACGCCGAUUGACGUCCUACUACGAACCGCGGCUGCGGCUUUCGAACGAGCGAAGAUCCUCGCGGACGGCGACGACUCCGACAAGGCCUAUGUCCAGUACCUGCGCGCAUCGGAGAUCACCAUCAACAUCAUACCCCACCACCCCGAAUAUCGGACGAUACAGACCAGAAGCCCUGAAUUGUACAAGGAAUUUGCCGCGUUGAUGAUGGCGGUGCGAAGCAAACAAGCGACGAUGGAUGCGAUUAAACGGGAGAUUAUCGAGGACAACUUGAAUAGUAAUGUGCAGCCGACUGGAUCUUUCAUGUCGACUUCGCUGCCAGCCUCCAGCUCUCUGCGAGGUCGCGAGAAUCACGAGCCUACAAACACCUCUGUGAGAAUGCCGAGUCCAACACAGUUUCAACGGAUGCCCGAUUCUCAAGUGCAAGCCAAGAGGUUUUCCGUCCCCGCGGGGGAUUCUCUGGCCGAACGUUUUUCGAGAUUAAAAACCCCUCAGACUUGCGAUGGGUCAAACUCGAGUGUUGCUUCGUCCACAGUUCAGUCCACCGCGAGUCAAUUCUCUGCUUACACGACUAAUACACCUACCACAAACCAUGGCUCCCCCUACGGAUCACCGUCAAGGCGCCCACUGGGUCCUCGCAGCAUGGGGUCCUCGACCCAUGUCCCAUCGAUUCCUCCCAAGCUUCCACUAAACACUUCUAUGCCGCGCGCUCCCGACCCUGCUUAUAGUCCGAUCUACACGGUGCCCACACAGCCUCCUCCAAAUCCUCCCCGAACAUCAACUGAAAGCACGCGAUCAUUCAACCAGCGAUAUUCCCAGUUCACCAACUCUCCACAUGGGAGUCCAAGUCGCGGCCUCGACGAUCAUCCGUAUCGAUCACGAACUCCGAAUGGAGUCAACUCUAGGCGUGAGACACGGAGCAACUCUCCCGAUUUGCCCUAUAACACGCAUAUUACAGCCGAAAACUUGAUGGAUUACUUGCGAAAGUUCAACGUCUUGGUGAUUGACGUUCGUCCUCGAGACCAGUUCGACAAUGGUCACAUCUAUGCCAAGUCGAUCAUUUGCAUUGAGCCGGUUGUGCUGAAAGAAAACGUGUCGGCCGAAGAGCUUGAAGAACGCCUCGUCGUGUCCCCCGAAUAUGAACAGACAUUGUUCGAGCGGCGCAACGAAUUCGACCUUGUGGUAUACUAUGAUCAAAAGACGGCCUCUGUCAGCUAUCUCGCAGGAUCUCCUGUAGGAACGUCAGCGCCGCACUUGAGAGCGCUCCACGACACUCUGUACGAGUUCAAUGAGUACAAGCCAUUGAAGGCGGGUCGGCCGCCUGCACUUCUGCUUGGUGGACUAGACGCAUGGAUCGAUCUUCUUGGGCAGCAAUCACUGGCUACGUCUUCUACUGCUGCUGUCAUGGGAUCUCUCCAGGCCAAAAAGCCCGUCCCAAGGCCCGGCCGGCCCCUUGGUCGGGUUCCCACCAUGGCUAGUGCUAAUUCCAGCCUGGAGGUACGCAGGAGGAGGUUGCGCGAGUUCACACCGCUCAAUUCAGAAGAGCUGUCGGCAUGGUUAGAAAAGUCGAAGAAAGAAGAGAUCGACACCAGUCACUAUCUGGAGGAGGAACCGCUGGCCGAAGAGCCGCAGGAGGAGGGGGUUCACCCAGAGCCUACCAUCCCAUUUGUACACACUUAUGAAGCUUUCUUACGCCGCUUCCCCGAGCCACAUCAUAUCCAGCAGUCGAUGAUGCACCCAGAGUCUCGACCAUCUCCCCCGCCUAUGUCGAACUAUCCUGCUCCCGUUCCGGUCGCCCCUUCACGGCCACCUCCUGCGGUGCCUCGUCCUAGCUAUAGUGGUGUCUCCGACGGUCGCCACACCCAGCCCCAUCUGCAGCGACAAAACUCAGCAAACCGCGUUGCCUUGUACACGUCAAACUCAUAUCUCAGUCGUUUGAAGCUUCCACGAACUGGUCUGCACAAUUUCGGCGUCACUUGUUACAUGAAUUCCACCAUUCAGUGUCUCAGUGCGACUAGCAUGAUGAGCAAGUUCUUUAUCGAUGAUCGUUACCGAUAUUACGUGCAGAAGAAUUGGAAGGGCUCGCAAGGUGUGAUGCCGGGUUUGUAUGCCAAUCUCAUCCGGUCUCUAUGGAAAGGCGAUGUAGAAGUGAUCAUGCCUACUUCUUUCCGCAAUUUCUGCGGUCGCUUGAACCGGGAAUGGGCGAUUGAUAGACAACAAGAUGCAAAGGAAUUCUUCGAUUUUCUUGUGGACUGUUUGCAUGAAGAUCUCAACAUCAAUUGGCAGCGCAACCCCUUGCGGCCAUUGACCUUUUCCGAAGAAAUGCAACGAGAGCGAAUGCCUGUACAAAAAGUCUCAGGGAUUGAAUGGAAUCGUUAUUGCCAUCGGGAAGACUCGUUCAUCUCCUCACUCUUUGCCGGUCAGCACGCUAGUCGAUUGAAAUGCACCACGUGUCGCCAGACAUCGACCACCUACGAAGCGUUUUACAGUAUCAGCGUUGAGAUUCCACCCGACGGCACUGGUGAUAUCUAUCAAUGCCUCCGAAGCUACUGUCAAGAGGAGAUGCUCAGCGGUGAUGAGGUUUGGAAAUGUCCACACUGUAAAUGCGACCGCAUUGCGACCAAACAAAUCAUCAUCACGCGUGCCCCUCAGAUCCUAGUCGUCCAUUUCAAGCGCUUCUCUGCGUCUAAGACUCAGAGUGCGCGCAAGAUUCACACUCCGAUCGAGUUUCCCCUUUACGGACUCCGGAUGGAUGACUUUGUCGUUUCAUACCCAACCUCCGGCCCACCAGCCGAGUCCGGUACACCCGCUAUGAUGGGUUCGACCACGCCUCCAUUCACAUACGACGCCUUCGGGGUGUUGCGGCACAUCGGAUCGUCUAUGGGUAGUGGACACUAUAUCUCGCUGGUGCGCGACGCAGAACGGCAGUGCUGGCGGAGGUUUGACGACGAGCGGACCACUGAUUUUAACCCGCGAGACCUGCGGGCGCGCGACCGGCUGCAGAAUGAGCAGGCGUACAUUGUGUUUUAUGAGCGAGUUCCAGCGAAAUGA
This is a messenger RNA of Penicillium cataractarum, 3261 nucleotides long. Its product is annotated as putative ubiquitin C-terminal hydrolase. Gene Ontology annotation, cellular component: cytoplasm. The transcript is spliced from 3 exons. The coding region runs from base 1 to 3261 and encodes 1086 amino acids. NCBI's taxonomy places the organism in Eukaryota, Fungi, Ascomycota, Eurotiomycetes, Eurotiales, Aspergillaceae. Gene Ontology annotation, molecular function: cysteine-type deubiquitinase activity. The record is from RefSeq and is a predicted model, not a curated record. Gene Ontology annotation, biological process: protein deubiquitination.